Phasianus colchicus (ring-necked pheasant) is the source of this 6683-nucleotide messenger RNA. RefSeq names its product VPS50 subunit of EARP/GARPII complex (gene VPS50). Gene Ontology annotation, molecular function: SNARE binding. Lineage: Eukaryota; Metazoa; Chordata; Aves; Galliformes; Phasianidae. The record is from RefSeq and is a predicted model, not a curated record. Gene Ontology annotation, biological process: retrograde transport, endosome to Golgi; endocytic recycling. Gene Ontology annotation, cellular component: EARP complex.
UUCUAUUUUUUAAAGAAACAUAUUUAAAAAAAUACAAAGCUGUGACUAAAUUAUUAUCAAUUUCUUCCUUAACAUACGUGUAACAGGGGAACAAUUUCAUUCCCCUCCUCUGAGCACCUUGUAAUAUGAAGUAUCCAUCAGGAAUCUUCUAACAGAGUCCUGUAGUAGCGUGCACAACCCACUAGAGCUGUUGAGUUAGCUGCUGAUUUCUGUUUAUUCUGAGCGAACUUACAUCGGUUUAAUAUUAAUAUUAAUGUAUGAUUUGGAUUUUGUCCAAGGCUGCCACUCACUGUACAAACCUAAUCAGCAGCACACCAGGCAGCCCUCCUGCAACUUGCAUGUGCAGAAACAGUUUGCAACAGCAAAUAUUUGCAUCAACAGAGAUGAUUUAUCCAUAGAAAAACACAUUAAGUUUUCAUUACACUGUUAUGGAUGAACAAAUUCCUGCCUUGUGCAGGACGGAUGGCAGCAGGGAACUGAUCCCCCACACUGUGUGCCUGUGCUGGUGCUCGGGGUCCUGCAGAGUGCUAAGCCACUGCUGUAAAGAAUGAACCUUUGAUUUCUGCUUCACUUAAAAGGAGGUGAAAAUGCCCAGACCCUUCCAGAAUUUUUACCAGCUCUGUAUGAUCAAAUGUAAUGAAUAUGAGUGCUAUGUCACAGAUUCCAAUUAAUUUCUAACUGAAAUGAAUGGGAGCCUUCUCACUGGGAUGAAGUCAGUGCUGAUGUUCUAAAUGUCUGAUGUGGGUGAAGAAAACAAAUGAUAAAAACAAAAACCAAACACCAGAAGAACAACAGAUUAGCACAGAUACAUAUUUCAAAUCAGUACAUCCCCUUAUUUCCUGGAUAUGUUCUUGAUGCCAUUAAUCCACUGGCAUUUUUUUACACCAAAUAGCUCACACAAAGUUACCACGGCCUCGCAGAGUGGCUUAGGUUGGAAGGAACCUCUAAGCCCACCCAUCUCUCACCACGCCAUGGGCAGGGCUGCCCCCACCAGCUCAGGCUGCCCGGGGCCCAUCGGACGCAACCUGGAGCACCUCCAGGGAUGGGGAACCACAGCUCUGUGCUUCUCGGCCAGGUACCGACACAAGCCCGAUCUGGCCAUGCACAACUGCAUGCUCAUUUUGUCUUCUAGCAAAGCCUAAAUACGCCGUGCUCCAACCCAGGAGACACGUGGCGUGCGAGGAAAUCCACCCUGGCCCCGAAAGCCGGCGUGGGCAGACACGGUGCGGCGACGGGCUGACGGCAAGCCACGCUUUCGGUGACCCGCUUUAACGGCGCCCUUAAGCAGCACCCGCACCUCCCACCCAAUUCCGGAUCUGAUGAACGAACUGACGCCGCAUCCCGCCCCGCUCGCUGCGGCCCGCCUUCCUCCGCGUCCUCUCCCUCCCCCGCCGGGCCGACGGGGUUUGUAGUUUGCGGGCGCCCGGCCGCCCCAGGACUACGGCUCCCAGGGAUCCGCGGGCGGACGGGCGGGCGCGGUCAGGUGGCGUCCAACAUGGCUUCCCCGUGCCGGCCCCGGCCGUAGCGCUGCCGCGGGGGCUGCGGGGCGCCUCGGGGCCGCCAUGCAGAAGAUCAAGUCGCUGAUGACCCGGCAGGGUCUGAGAAGUCCUCAGGAGAGUGUUCAUGACCUCAGUCCUAUUGAAAACCUCCGGUUUCCUACUAAGGAGGAACUCAGAGAAUCAUGGGAAGAACCAACUGAUCCUCAAGCUCAGCAAGAAAUAAUUAAUAGCAUUGAAGAAGUUUAUUUUUCCAAUGAUGCCUUUGAUAUUGUGAAGUAUGAAUUGGAGAGGCUUCCUCCUGUACUUAGUCUUCAAGAACUGGAAGAAUAUAGAGACAAAUUAAAGCAACAGCAAGCUGCUGUAUCUAAGAAAGUUGCGGACUUGAUUCUUGAAAAACAACCUGCAUACGUUCAGGAACUGGAACGUGUUACAUCGUUGCAGAAUGGCCUUCAGUUAGCAGCUGUUAUUUGUGCCGAUGGAAGAAGACACCUGAAUAUUGCAAAAGAAGGCUUCACACAAACCAGUUUGGGACUUCUUGCAAACCAAAGGAAAAGACAAUUGCUUAUUGGACUGCUGAAGUCUCUGAGGACGAUAAAAACACUGCAAAGAACUGAUGUGCGUUUAAGUGAAAUGCUGGAGGAGGAGGACUAUCCAGGAGCUAUUCAACUGUGUUUGGAAUGCCAGAAAGCUGCCAGCACUUUCAAACACUACAGUUGUAUAAGUGAGUUGAAUUCAAAACUGCAAGAUACUUUGGAACAAAUAGAGGAACAAUUGGAUGUAGCACUCUCCAAGAUAUGUAAGAACUUUGAUAUCAAUCAUUAUACAAAGGUUCAGCAGGCUUACAGGCUGCUUGGGAAAACACAGACAGCAAUGGACCAAUUGCACAUGCACUUCACUCAAGCUAUUCACAACACUGUGUUUCAAGUAGUGCUUGGAUAUGUGGAGCUUUGUGCAGGAAACACUGACACCAAGUUUCAGAAGUUACAAUACAAAGACCUCUGUACACAUAUUACAUCAGACAGCUACAUUCCAUGCCUUGCUGAUCUCUGCAAAGCCCUUUGGGAAGUCAUGCUCAGCUAUUACCGAACGAUGCAGUGGCAUGAGAAUCAUGAUCAAGAAGAGGCAGCAACUGUGUCUUCUGUUUCAGACAACAGCAGUGUGGUUGGAACUGAGGAAAACAGUUUUGACCGUAGCUAUGUAAAAAAGAAAUUGGAACAUGGGCUUUCACGAAUAUGGCAGGAUGUUCAACUGAAAGUGAAAACGUACCUUCUGGGAACAGAUCUGUCUAACUUCAAAUAUGAUGACUUCAUAUUUGUACUUGAUGUUAUCAGCAGGCUGAUGCAAGUUGGAGAAGAAUUUUGUGGCAGUAAGUCUGAAGUUUUGCAAGAAUCUAUCAGAAAACAAAGCGUUAACUAUUUCAAAACAUACCACAGAACCCGUCUUGAAGAAUUAAGAAUGUUUUUGGAGAAUGAGACCUGGGAACUUUGCCCCGUUAAAUCAAACUUUAGCAUUUUACAGCUUCACGAAUUUAAAUUCAUGGUUCAGUCACGUUCCCCAUCUGUGUCACCUAGUAAGCAGCCUGCUUCAGCAAUUUCAGCAACGGUAACUUUAUUUGAGCAGUACUGUAAUGGAGGAAACCCAUUUGAAAUUCAGGCUGACAGCAAAGAUGAUGAGACAGAGGAUGUGUUAGCUUCCAAUGGGUAUGAAUCUGAUGAACAAGAAAAAAGUGCCUAUCAAGAGUAUGAUAGUGACAGCGAUGUUCCUGAAGAGUUGAAAAGAGACUAUGUAGAUGAGCAGACGGGAGAUGCCCCUAUGAAGAGUGUUUCUCGAGAAACUCUGAGGAGCAAAAAGAAAUCAGAUUAUAGUCUCAAUAAAGGGAACGCACCUAUCCUGACAAACACUACACUCAAUGUAGUAAGGCUUGUUGGGAAAUAUAUGCAGAUGAUGAACAUUCUCAAGCCAAUUGCAUUUGAUGUCAUCCACUUCAUGUCCCAGCUCUUCGACUACUAUCUGUAUGCAGUCUAUACAUUUUUUGGCCGAAAUGACACGUUUGAAUCGACAGGAUUGGGCCUCAGUAGCAGCAGAUUACGCACCACACUGAACAGAAUCCAGGAGAGCCUCAUUGAUCUAGAGGUCUCCACUGAUGCCACAGGAACUCUCGCAGCUGCUGAAGAGAGAAAGGAGAAGGUGCCAAGCCCACAUCUCAGUCAUCUAGUCGUUUUGACAUCUGGCAAUUCACUCUAUGGUUUGGCAGAGAGAGUGGUAGCCACGGAAUCCUUGGUAUUUCUGGCUGAGCAGUUUGAGUGUCUUCAGCCUCAUCUUGAUGCAGUGAUGCCAGCUGCAAAGAAGCCUUUUCUUCAGCAGUUCUAUUCUCAGACUGUGUCAACUGCCAAUGAACUACGCAAACCAGUUUAUUGGAUUGUUGCUGCUAAAGCCAUUGAUUAUGAACAGAUGCUGCUUCUCAUGGCUAAUGUAAAAUGGGAUGUGAAGGAAAUCAUGUCACAACACAACAUAUAUGUAGACUCUCUUUUAAAGGAAUUUGAAGAAUUUAACAGAAGGUUGAAUGAGGUAUCUAAGAGAGUCCGUAUUCCACUAAUAGUCUCAAAUAUACUUUGGGAGCACUGCAUGCGCUUGGCCAAUAGAACUCUUGUGGAAGGUUAUGCUAAUGUGAAGAAAUGCAGCAAUGAAGGACGUGCCUUGAUGCAACUGGACUUCCAACAAUUCUUAAUGAAACUAGAAAAGUUAACAGACAUUAGGCCUAUUCCAGAUAAAGAAUUUGUGGAGACCUACAUUAAAGCCUACUACUUAACAGAAAAUGACAUGGAGCGCUGGAUAAAAGAACACAGGGAAUAUUCCACUAAGCACUUGACAAAUCUGGUGAAUGUUUGUCUGGGGUCUCACAUCAACAAGAAGGCAAGACAGAAGCUGCUAGCUGCUAUUGAUGACAUAGACAGGCCUAAAAGAUAACUGGAGAGAGUUACUUUCCAUUUACUCUUGUACCUUUUUCUGUUCAUGUGAAGCAUGCAGACAGAUGACAAAUGGACUAAUGACAACAUUGUCUUAAAAACCAUUGUGCAUGACUUUUCUUAUCAGCAUUGGAGACACUCUGAAUUGGCAUAAUGUUCUAAACCAUUACUUUUUUAACCUGUAAGAAUCCUUUUCUUAUGUAUUUUUCUGUUUUUUGUUACUUGCCCUUAGUAAAGGGCUGCUCUUCGUGUAUCAUUGGUGAAGUGUAUAUUUUGAAAAACUGUAUACUGUAAGUAAAACCAAAAUCAGAGAGAAACACAUUGGCUUAAUAUAUAGUUGAUGCUCUUUUUUAAUAAAAGGGCUAUUUGAAAAUAUAACGUUUUCCUCACUACCUUUCCCCUCAGAAUUUGUGCUUUAUUAUGGACCAGUGUAAAAUGAAAGAAAAUGUACAUCUUUGAGCAACAUAUCUUGCAUGUGGAUUAAGAAUAUAGAUCAAUUAAAAAUUCUCAUGUUGAUGUCUUUCAUCUUUAUAUGUAUUUAAAAACGUUUAUUUCAGAAUUAAUAUAGUUAUUUCAAAAUUAUUGACUUCAGAUCAGUCAAGGUAAUAAAUACUGUACACUAAAACGAGUUAUUUGUGAGACUUUAUUUACCUCAUUUAACAAUGCAAAAUGAUGCGUGUUAUAAAAAUGAGUGUUGUUCCUCUCAUGUCACUUCUCUUUUGUAUCCCUACCACUCUUUCCUGUUCCCAAAGCAGUAAUACCAGAGAAUAACAGAUUUUUUUUUGGCUGAAUUUUUGGAUGGAUAAUCUUAAUAUUUUCUGCUCUGCUGUAGACUCCUAGAGUGAUCCUGAGCAUGUCAAAAUUCCCUGACUGGGUAUUUGUCCUAGAAAUGGAUUUGUCAGAGCAUUAUUGACCACUGAGGCUUUCAAAUUUGCCUUCAGCAGAAGAACCUGUGUUCUGAGUACAUUUCUACUUUCCUUGCAGUGUUGCUUGUAGAUGAGAUGCUUGGGGACUGAUCAAACUGUCAUAGCAAAACAGAAAAACUCUCAAAGUGAUCUGAAUUAACUUAAAUAAAGGCUUUAAUAUUCAUUAAGAUUUUUCUUAUACUCUCAAGCUCUGUUCCAUGUCUUUUGUUUUUCUGUAUAUAAUGUUUUAACUAUUAAAAAAUUAUUAUGUAAUAAACAUUUUUCUAAUCUGAGGCCCUUUAAAAGGCAAUACACUAGCAAUGAGCUAACAGGCAAAAUAAUUUACGUAGGAUACAAUCCACUAAUGUAAAUGACAUGAUAAACUCUCAUUUUCAAUACUUGCCAUUGCACUGUUUAAUUCAAACACAAGAGAAUCAACACUUACUGUUAGUCAGCAGCACCAAUGAACUGGAAAUUGCCUCAUGGAAUCAGAUAAUUGUUCUUUCUGUAGGUUAGUUUCAUCUUCAGAAGCGAUGAAUUCUGAGCAUCAUUGUGCAGUUUCCUUGAAAAGCCUAUAUAUGGUUUUAGAGCAGUAGAAUUUACAUUUUUAAAUAUUGACUGUGUGGCAUUCAUCUCCCUGUUCAUCUGUAUUUUAAAGGAAAUAGGAUUUAAAACAAACUUAAGCAUCAUUCUGUAAAGACCAUGCUGUCGUUCUGAGUUCUAUUGAAAACUUGUUUGUUUAGCAGAGUGCUUAUGUAUACAGUGAAGCUGAAUCGCUUUUACCCUCAUUAAAAAGGCAAUUCAAAAAAAAAAAAAAAAAAGGAAAAGUGUAGUUCAUUUAAAGUGUGGACUUUUGCGUCAGUGUGUCUGCCCCGAAGUCAGAUCCUCAACAGGAGCUCUUGGAAGGAAUAGAAAUGUGUCAGAGACUGUUAGUGUAAAAUCUGUUUCAAUUUCCUUCUCGUGGAUGAAAGAAGGAAUUUAAAUAACUUUACUGUAAUUGUGGUGAACUGAACGUGGGGUUAAUUUCCCCUGAACUAUUUAGGUUGCUGUAAUUUGUUUGCUCACCAGAAGGUAGGAGUGCGAGCACUGAUUGGAAUGUAGGGUCAAGGAAGGAGGUGAGCAAUUGCAUGAGUCCUAGUAAGGGGCAAUUUUUGAUAACAUAUCUAUAGAUGGGCUCAUUUUAAGCCCCCAAAUAAUGGAAUGCGCAACAUUAAACUUGUGAAGCAAUUUUUUGAUCUUCUUUCAUAUGUGCCUCAGAAUUUAUUAUAUUCUCUAGAAUAUAAUAAAUUGCUGCCCAAUAUUGAUGCUAAGGG